AUGUUACCCCUGCUUCUUCUCUGCCUCGUUCCUCUUGCCGCUGGUUUGGGCCGUACUCAAGCUGUUGGGGUUCGUGGAAUUUUGAUUUGUAACGAUAAACCAGCCUCGGAUGUCGAAGUGAAGCUUUACGAUGAGGAUAAAUUAAGCCCGGACGAGUUGAUGGCCGCCGGUAAGACGGACAGCAGGGGACAUUUCGAGAUCAAGGGACAUGCGGCUGAGUUCACCUCAAUCGAGCCGAAAUUGAAUAUUUAUCAUGAUUGCGAUGAUGGAAUCAAGCCCUGUCAACGUAAACUCUCCAUUCACAUCCCGGAUGACUACAUUAGCAGUGGAGAGGAACCCAAGAAGAUUUUCGAUUUUGGCACCUUCCAACUGGCCGGAAAAUACGCUGGAGAAACCAGAGAUUGUCUACAUCGGGUGUGUGCAAAUACCGUACCACCACCGUUCAUAUGUGCUCACAGCCGAGACCAUCGUACACUUCAUCAGUUCACGUCUGUAAUGUGGUUUAGUGUCGUUUUAUAUGCUUUUAUAGCAUACUACGUAAGCGCAGAGCUACAAUGUCCACAAAAUACGUUGUCAUUCGAUUUGGAGCCAUGCGAUCCACGAAGGCGAUCGCAAUGUCCAAGCGGAUUCACUUGCAGGAAAAGUGAAGACAUGGAACGUCGAUUAACGGAUGUUUUUCUGUGCUGUGAAACAAUUUCAAUGACUAUAAUGGACUGGUUCAUGGAGCUCUUACUUUCGCCCCAGGUAUUUCCACAGGCGCCUCUUGCUGGGCUCAAUUCGAUUGAAAUGGUUCCACUUGACGCCAGCACCGCUUUUCCUAUUGUGCACACUGGAGAUGAGGUGGUCAUACUCACUUAUCCGAACUACGUCAGAGCAAUGGUUCAAAACGUUGAAUUCAUGCUUCCACCACCUCAAGGCGGUUUCUUACACAUUAUGACCAUAAUAGAUCCAUCAACAAAACCUUUCGCCGUGUUCUUCACAUUUAAUCUUCCCUCAACUGGAUACGUACGUUUACCUGUUCCGGAUAUGCUGCAGGGAAUGAGCGGUCGCAUAUCGUAUUUCGAUAACAACACUGCACUAGUGAAGCAGAAUUCAUAUCGCGCUCAAUAUGUGGUUUUGGUUUAUCGUACAAACACUCCAGUGAACAUAGGAAAUUCAAAUCUGGGGAUCAGCUCGGAUCAAAUAACAGCUGGUCUAAAUUUUAUGAAUGGCUGCACUGACGUGCAAUGCCUUAUCUCCAGCACGACUCUUGGAAAAGAACUCGGACAACCGAUUGCGGGAAGCGUGUUCCAUGUCACAACUAAACAAACGAUGUUCCAAACAGUUGAAAUCACUACUGAUCAUCUAACACAAGCAGCAAGCACAUUAAUUGGACAAUUGUCGAUAGUUCUUGACGACUUAAGUAUGAUGACUGUUGCACUGAUUGUGGAGUUCAUUUCAACUAUCUUAUCUCUUCUCUGUUUGCCUAUCAACGUUAUGUUUGUUUAUGUGAUCAUGAAAGAAAGUUUAUGGCCCCGCUGCGGUGAAAUGCUUGGCUGGCAUCAGGACGAUGUCGAACCAUCGGUCGAUUAUGUAGCCACACCCGAACCUCUUACCGACUGCGCUACACCCGUUCUCACAGUAAUUAUUGUACUUUGCAAAAAACAACACGCUCCAUUCUCGUCGUCAUUCUUUCGACUUUGCAUUCAUCUAUCAGUGGCCGAUAUUAUGAUGACAAUAUUUGCGACAAUCUUCUUUAAAUUCCCCAUAUUUGGUGUUUUUCCGAAAAGUUUCUAUGAGGAAAAUUGGUUUACAGCCGUUUAUUUCCCGGUAAAGCAUAAGCAAAGAUGGUGGCGUUCGUCGGUCAUUACUGUAUUGAUGAUCCUCCAGUGGACCAUACCGAUUCUUUUCAUCAUUCCGUUGUUCUUCACCGACUUCACCUUUCUUAUUGAUCGAUCGACGGGUUCGGUGACGUUUACAGCGAGGGAUGCAGGGUUUCACAAGGUGUACUUCGUUGGUCUGGCUAUACUUGACGGUGUCGUGAUCAAUACUAUUGUGUCGGCGCUCUAUAUAGCAAUUUUCAUAAGAGUUCAAACUCAUGUCGUUGUGCGGAAACCUGGGGAGUUAGCGAUGCGAUUAGCACUGUCUGCUUUCACUAUCUUCAUAUCGUACUGUACUCUUGGUAUCUUCUCCGUCCUCGCAGCUAUGACACGUCCAGAAGAUGCAUGGAUGUAUCGUACCUUAUGGUUUGUAGUCAACGAUGUUCUCUGUGCCAGUAAUGCUCCAGUUUUACUAGCUUUAAACAAACCUAUACGAAGUGUAUAUAUGCGAAAAAUUGGGAUGGAAUCUAAGGAAAUACACACAAAAGGGUCUUUGCUUAACAAUAUUUGA
This is a messenger RNA of Necator americanus (New World hookworm), 2370 nucleotides long. RefSeq lists its product as uncharacterized. The coding region runs from base 1 to 2370 and encodes 789 amino acids. Gene Ontology annotation, cellular component: cell surface. The record is from RefSeq and is a predicted model, not a curated record. The transcript is spliced from 22 exons. Lineage: Eukaryota; Metazoa; Nematoda; Chromadorea; Rhabditida; Ancylostomatidae.